AUGGCUGGAAUAUACGCCAACGCAUACGUGAAGGCUAUUCUUUCUGGAAAUGGAUGGGAUGCCAACCGCAGCCUCCGCGGGAUUCAAGGGGUCACUUCACCUCGUCAGUUUCCAGGAAAUGCUUUUCUCACCUCGGGAGCUUAUGUUUCAAUACCAAUUGGCAACGUGGGAAUGCAACAAAACCGCGUGGCACGAAACAUUACUGUCGACAAUCCCGCACCCGCCAGCCGACUUGAAAACAUUAGUCCGUGGCAACUCGAAUCGAAUUUUUUUGCUACGCCUCAUGUACGACAAUAUGUUGCCUUGGUAAAUGAUCAUAGCAGACUAUCCGCAAUGAGGUCUCCAUUUUCGGGAACCGGGAUUUUUAUUUUGAUGUGUCCCUUCUUUGGCAACCAAGGGAGCCUACGCAAAGGCGUCGCAAUUCCACGGACAGAGAGAAUCCAUCUAGCUGGGCAAGAGCAGGGUGGGAAGGCGCGAUAA
Hyaloscypha bicolor E is the source of this 480-nucleotide messenger RNA. RefSeq lists its product as uncharacterized. Lineage: Eukaryota; Fungi; Ascomycota; Leotiomycetes; Helotiales; Hyaloscyphaceae. The coding region runs from base 1 to 480 and encodes 159 amino acids. The record is from RefSeq and is a predicted model, not a curated record. The transcript is spliced from 2 exons.